Brassica rapa (field mustard) is the source of this 1364-nucleotide messenger RNA. RefSeq names its product GATA transcription factor 24. Lineage: Eukaryota; Viridiplantae; Streptophyta; Magnoliopsida; Brassicales; Brassicaceae. Gene Ontology annotation, biological process: regulation of DNA-templated transcription. Gene Ontology annotation, molecular function: zinc ion binding; sequence-specific DNA binding; protein binding. The record is from RefSeq and is a predicted model, not a curated record.
CAAAGGGGAAUGAAUGAGAUUCUCCUCAAAAAGUAAAAAAUAAUAAAAAUCAAAUCAUUAGACCAGGAAACAAAAAUAAAAAAUCAAAGAGCUUCCUUUUUCGCUCGUUUGCCCUUUUUCUGGAUUUGCUGUUUGGGUAAAUAAAAUCAAAAUCCUGUGUUUAUCGCAAACUACCACCGUCUCUCUCUCCAUUGUCGUCAUUCUCUUAGGCUCUCUCGCUCCUCCCUUGUCUUUGCCUUGAAACAACAGACCAUGGAUGAUGAUGGAUCACUUCAUGGAAACAACGGUGGAAUGCACAAUGGCGGAGAUGAACUUCCAAUGCAUGUGCAGUAUGAGCAUCACGGCAUGAUGGAUGAACACGUUGAUGAUGGGAUGAAUGGUGGACUUGAGACAGACGUUCCUUCUCACCUUGUAAACUCAUCUGAUCAUCGCGGUGAAGUUGUGGACCGUGGCGGUGAAAACGGAGACCAGUUGACGUUGUCCUAUCAGGGACAAGUUUAUGUUUUUGACCAUGUCUUGCCUGAGAAGGUUCAAGCUGUGCUUUUGUUACUUGGUGGAAGGGAAGUACCACAGACAGUCCCGACAACCGUAGGAUCACCUCAUCAGAACAAUAGGGUACUGGGUCUAUCUGGUACUCCUCAAAGGUUUAGUGCCCCGCAGAGGCAAGCCUCGUUGCUCAGAUUCAGGGAGAAAAGAAAAGGGAGGAAUUUUGAUAAGACCAUUCGCUACACAGUCAGGAAGGAGGUAGCAUUGAGGAUGCAGCGUAAGAAAGGUCAGUUCACAUCUGCCAAAUCAAGCAAUGAGGAAUCUGCAUUAACAGGACCGGAUUGGGGGUCAGGCCAGAGCUGGGCCUUAGAAGGGUGUGAAACUCAGAAGCCAGAGGCUUUAUGUCGGCACUGUGGAACGAGUGAGAAUUCAACACCAAUGAUGCGACGUGGACCUGAAGGGCCAAGGACACUUUGUAAUGCAUGUGGACUGAUGUGGGCAAACAAGGGAGCUCUUAGAGACUUAUCCAAAGGCCCUCCUCCUCAAAUAACCAGGAAUCUGCCUGCAAAUAAGAAUGAUGAGUCAAAUCUUGAGGCUGAUCAAAUGAUGGUAGUAGCUGGUGACAAUAGCAACUCGAACUGGGAAAAGCAUUGCAGGCAAGAAAAGAUGUGAGCUGGGUUCAGGGUUCCUUGGGACACUCAUAAGCUGUUCUUUUACUUAUUUAGAUCACUCAUCAGAAGAGAGAGAGAGAGAGAAAAGACACAUUUGCUCAGUCUCUCUCAUCUGUAUUUUUUUUCUUCCUCAAGUAGAAACAGUGAACAUUUACUUGUAUCUUUAUUAAAGCCACUUAAAAUAUUUGAUUAAACGCCUACUUGGUA